UCUGGUACAUAAGAUACAGAAGGAAAGUAGAGCACACAAAUACUUUAAUGGCAACCAAUCAACUAUAACGAGGUUUAGGAGGAGAUUUUGCCCUGGAUAAUAAGCCUUGGUAGCGAGGAUGAGGAUUGGGUUUUAAUUUUAAAUAAAGUGGGGCUUGUAAGCGGAGAAUUGGGUCGAAUGAUAUGAAGCCACAACUCGCUCUGCGUUCUCCUACACCAAUGCCAAUGCUCUUACGCCAUCUUCCGCCUUUGCAUAUACCCAUUACUGCCAGUAAUCUUUUUCUCAAUGCCAAACCUCUGCAUUGUUUACAAAGUUAUGGCAGGCACAGAGAGACUCUCAAAACUGUACGGUACAAAUGCAAUGCUGCCAGUGACAAGUCUAUUUUAUUUGAACAGCACAAGCUCAUUGUGGAAGUGAAAGAACGACUACAAAUAGAACAUGGAAAUUUGCCUACUGGGAAAAACGGAAGGGAUGAUGAGGAAAUGAUUCUCUGGUUUUUGAAGGACCGCAAGUUUAAUGUGGAUGAUGCAGUUGCUAAGUUGGUUAAAGCGCUGGUAUGGCGUGAGGAAUUUGGUGUUGAAAAUCUCACAGAAGAAUCUAUUCAAAAUAUUGCGUCCACUGGAAAGGCUUAUCUUCAUGAGUUUCCUGACAUAGAAGGCAGGCCUGUAUUGGUGGUUGUUGCAGCCAAGCAUCUUCCAGCUAAACAUGACCUGUUAGAAAGUCAGAAACUGUGCGUUUAUUUGAUUGAGAUAGCCCUCAGUCGGCUCCCGCCAGGAGAAGAGAAGAUGCUGGGAAUAUUUGACCUUCGAGGAUUUACUGUGCAAAAUGGAGAUCUUGCUUUCAUAAAGUUUUUGAUAGAUGUGUUCUAUUAUUACUAUCCAAAGAGAAUCGGGCAAGUUCUUUUCGUGGAUGCUCCAUUGAUAUUUCAACCUGGUUGGAAUAUUGUCAAACCCUGGUUGAAGUCAUAUGCCAAUCUGGUUGACAAUGACAUUGGCAAAAGGCUUUGGGACCAUGAUAAGGCAACAAAGGUUUGGAGGUAUGAAUUGGCUUGAUGGGAGGAAGUUUCAAAAUAUUUUUAUUUAUCAAAUUUGUCAUUAUGCUAUGCAAAGACUCAAAAAGAGGAGUAAAUUCUUUUCUAAAGUAUUUGGAUAAAGGGGUCACACCUGAUGUUGUGGCUGCCUCUUGAGUAUUGAUGUUGUCAUUUAUCUUCAUGUAUCCCUUGUUCGGUUUAAACUUCAUAAAAGAUUGUUGAGCACUCUCAUUCUUAUC
This is a messenger RNA of Cryptomeria japonica (Japanese cedar), 1269 nucleotides long. RefSeq lists its product as uncharacterized. The coding region runs from base 183 to 1052 and encodes 289 amino acids. The transcript has 6 exons. NCBI's taxonomy places the organism in Eukaryota, Viridiplantae, Streptophyta, Pinopsida, Cupressales, Cupressaceae. The record is from RefSeq and is a predicted model, not a curated record.